GGAAAACAUGUCUGCUUUAUCCAACUGGACACAGACUCUGGAAGAUGUCUUCAAAAGGAUUUUUAUCACGUACAUGGACAACUGGCGCCAGAACACGACAGCUGAGGAAGAGGCGCUGCAGGCCAAGGUUGACGCAGAGAACUUCUACUACGUCAUCCUGUACCUCAUGGUGAUGAUCGGCAUGUUCUCCUUCAUCGUCGUGGCCAUCCUGGUGAGCACGGUGAAGUCCAAGAGACGAGAACACUCCAACGACCCCUACCACCAGUACAUUGUGGAGGACUGGCAGGAAAGGGACAAGAGUCAAAUUCUGCGUCUCGAAGAGGCCAAGGCCACCGUCCAUGAGAAUGUUGGCGCAACAGGGUUCACAGCGUCUGCCUGA
Ochotona curzoniae (black-lipped pika) is the source of this 379-nucleotide messenger RNA. RefSeq names its product potassium voltage-gated channel subfamily E regulatory subunit 2 (gene KCNE2). Gene Ontology annotation, molecular function: potassium channel regulator activity; transmembrane transporter binding; voltage-gated potassium channel activity involved in ventricular cardiac muscle cell action potential repolarization. Gene Ontology annotation, biological process: ventricular cardiac muscle cell action potential; negative regulation of delayed rectifier potassium channel activity; membrane repolarization during action potential. Gene Ontology annotation, cellular component: membrane. Bases 8 to 379 code for a protein of 123 amino acids. The record is from RefSeq and is a predicted model, not a curated record. The transcript has a single exon. Lineage: Eukaryota; Metazoa; Chordata; Mammalia; Lagomorpha; Ochotonidae.